Hypanus sabinus (Atlantic stingray) is the source of this 7698-nucleotide messenger RNA. RefSeq names its product retinal guanylyl cyclase 2-like. Gene Ontology annotation, biological process: cGMP biosynthetic process; receptor guanylyl cyclase signaling pathway; intracellular signal transduction. Lineage: Eukaryota; Metazoa; Chordata; Chondrichthyes; Myliobatiformes; Dasyatidae. The record is from RefSeq and is a predicted model, not a curated record. The coding region runs from base 1122 to 4436 and encodes 1104 amino acids. The transcript has 20 exons. Gene Ontology annotation, molecular function: guanylate cyclase activity; ATP binding; peptide receptor activity.
CAAACUGCUGGAGGAACUCUGCAGGUCAAACAGCAUUUGUCUGGGUCGGAGUGGGGGCAGAGGCAGAUGGUGGUAUGUAGAAUUGUCAGUGUUUUGGGUUGAAAUGCUGAAACAGAGUGACCCUGCAGGGAUGUAAGCUGACAGCUGGGAAUAUGGAAUAGUCUGUUUUUCCAUAUGAGGCCACUUGGUUUGUUGUGCUUCUGCCAGCUCACAGGGUAGCCCCAGGUUUUCCUGUCGUUCAUUCUCCCCAUAUUUCCAUCAACUCCCCCCAGAUUCUACCCUUUACCCACACACUAUAGGGGCAACUUAUAGUGGCCAUUUGACCCACUAUGUUGCUAGAGUGUGGGAGGGAACUGGAGCAUGCAGGAAACCCAUAUGGUUACAGGGAGAAGGUGCAAACUCCACACACAGACAGAGGAGAGGUUGGAGAUGGCGAGCGCGAAGGAGAGGAGGUUUGAGAUUAAACUCGGGUCUCUGGAGGUGUGAGUCUCCUCCACCCAUGUAUUCUGCCUUCCCAACAAAGGUGCCUCAACCUGAGCUGUGAACUGUGUAAAAAGACUCUCUUAAUCGGCAUGCAGUGUUCAACCAGUUUCUCGCUCAUCCAUCCCCCAUCAUUUCUGCCCGAGACGAUUGCAAUAUCUCCUGUAAGCUGCUUAAAAUCAAAAUAGUGGUAAAGAAAAAGGAUUAGAGUAAGACGAGAGAGAGCCAAAGCAGUGGUGAUCUACACCUAACUCAUCUAAGCCUGCUGUCUCUGUCUCUGUCCCUUUCUGUCUCUCCCCCUCUCUUUCCAUCCUUUUCUGCCUCUUGCUCUGGUCCCUGCUACACCCUCUGCUCCCCCCCCCCCCACAACUGAAUGUCUCAACCUCUCCUCCAAACCCUUUCUUCACUUAUCCUAAGACCCUAGAAUUCAUUAAAGGAGUCCUCUCUCCACCUCUCUCUCUCUUUCUCCCUCCCUCUCUCUCCACUUUUUUUUUUCCUGUCAGGUUAACCUUCGGGCUGGAUUUGACCAGAGACUCCUGCUGUACUGCCUGCGUUUCACAGGUCCAUCAGAAGGAGCUGACAGGCUGCCGUCGGGAUGUGAAGGAGCUGCUAAAGGGCGGGAGGAUCCUUGGAGCACCGCCAUGUCCCCUGGACUAGCCUUCCCCCUCCUCCACCACCACCUCCUCCUCCUCCUCCUCCUCAGGUGGUUUACUGCCAGGGGAGGGCAGCUGGCCCUCCUGCUGGUGCUCGGCCUGCCACUAGGGGCCUGGCCCGCCACCUUCAAGGUGGGCCUGCUGGGGCCCUGGGCCUGUGACCCCAUCUUUUCCCGUGCCCUGCCCGAGGCAGCGGCCCAGCUGGCCACGAAGCGGGUGAACCGGGACCCCUCCUCUGGCGCUGGCUAUUGGUUCGACUACGUUCUGCUGGAGGAGGAAUGCCAGGCCUCUCGAGCCCUGGCUGACUUCGUCCGGCUCGAGCGGCGCGCUUCUGCCUUCAUCGGGCCACUCAGUCCUAGCUACUGCAGGGCAGCUGGCCUGCUAGCAGAGGCCUGGGACAAGCCCCUCUUCUCUUGGACCUGUCCUUGGUCAGGAGGGGAGGAAGAGGAGGAGGGGGGCCCCUCUGCUCCCACCACCUCUGCACGGACCCUGCCCCAUGCUGCCCGAGUGCUGUACACCGUCCUGCAGCACUUCCGCUGGGCCCGGGUGGUGGUGGUCAGUGGUGGCCAGGGCGGCUGGGCUGCUGCAGGCAGAGAGCUGGCCGCCUCCCUGCGCCGCUGCGGCCUCUCGGUGCCCCUGGUCCUCACCAUGGGGGCAGGAGCCCCGGGGGCGGCCGGUGUCCUGAGGCGCAUCAAGGAGGUCAGCAAAGUCAGAGCGGUGAUACUCUGCAUGCACUCAGUGUUCCUCGGGGGCAGCGAGCAGCAACUACUGCUGGAGGAGGUGAAGCGGGAAAAUAUGGAUGACGGUUCCUACGUCUUCCUUCCUUAUGACACCCUCUACUACAGCCUUCCCUACCGCAACACCAGCCAGAUGGUGCUGGCCACCAACCGCAGGCUGCGCCAGUCCUACGAUGCCGUGCUCACCAUCACCAUGGACUCCAACGGCAAGGAAUUCCCCGAGGUGCUGGGAGAGGCCGUAGAACGGGGCGAAGUCCAGCUCUCACUAGAGCCAGCGCAGGUCUCGCCACUCUUUGGAACCAUUUACAAUGCGAUUCUCCUCCUGGCCAAGGCCACUGAACUGGCCUACCACAGAGCCAGGUGGGUGACAGGGCGGACGGUGGCCUGGCACGCCGGUGAGAUCGAGCUGGAUGGCUUUAACCAGCAGCUGCGCACCACCAAGGACGGAGAGGUCCUGGCUGACUACGUGCUGCUCGAUACAGAUGGGAUGGGGAGCAAACUCAAAGCCACACAUUCCAUCGACCUGGCGACAGGCAGCCUGAAGCCACUUGUGCAUCCCAUCCAUUUCCCAUUUGGCCUGGUUCCCAACGCGGAUGCCAGCUGCUGGUUUGACGCCAAGGAAGUCUGUGUUGGGGGAGUGGAUGCUGCCUUUGUCCUGCUGAUUUUCACCCUGGUGUCUGCUGGCAUUCUGGUCAUGGCAGUACUGACUUACUAUCUCAGGAAUCAUAUCCAGAGGGUUCACCUCCUGAGAGGCUCUGAGAAGCUGCUUCUAAGCAUGGAUGAUUUGGUGUUUAUCAACACACAACUUAGUUGGAAGAGACUCAAUGGGGAGACCGAGAUGAGCGUCAGUGGCAAAAGCAUCUCCGACUUCAAAGGUACAAAAACUCCAAAAGACUCCAUUUCCGGUAAAAGUGUGAUGAUGCUCACAGCGGAGAACACGAACUUGGCCAUUUAUGAGGGGGACUGGGUUUGGCUGAAGAGGAUUACAGAUGGGUCCUUUGUCGAAGUCCGAUCAGCAACGAAGAUUGUUUUCUCCAAGCUCCAGCAGAUGAGACACGAGAACGUGAAUCCGUUCCUCAGCCUCUUUGUCGACUGCGGUAUCCUUGCGAUUGUCACAGAGCACUGCUCCAGGGGGAGCCUGGAGGAUCUCAUCACAAAUGGGGAUCUGAAACUUGAUUGGAUGUUCAAAUCAUCCCUCCUGCUUGACUUGGUCAAGGGCAUGAAAUUCCUUCACCAUCGAAACCUGAUUCAUGGGAGACUGAAGUCCCGGAACUGUGUAGUGGACGGCAGGUUUGUGCUGAAGAUCACGGACUAUGGCUACAACGAGCUGCUGGAAGUGCAGAAGGUCACUUGGCUGAUGCCUAGCCCAGUGGAUCGGCUCUGGACAGCACCGGAACUUCUCCGAGACCCCAGUCUGGAGAGAAGGGGGACGUUCCGGGGGGAUGUCUACAGCUUCUCCAUCAUCAUGCAGGAACUGAUCAUUCGGGGACCUCCAUUCUCCAUGCUGGACCUCAGCCCCGCCGACAUCGUGAAGAAGGUGCAGAAGCCUCCCCCUCUGUGUCGGCCCUCCGUCUCGGUGGAUCAGGCCCCUGUGGAGUGCAUCCAGAUCAUGAGGCAGUGCUGGAGCGAGCAGCCAGACAGGAGACCGACCUUCGAGCAAAUCUUUAACCAGUUCAAGAACAUCAACAAGGGUAAGAAGACCAACAUCAUCGACUCCAUGCUCCGGAUGCUGGAGCAAUAUUCCAGCAACCUGGAGGACCUGAUCCGCGAGCGGACCGAGGAGCUUGAGAUCGAGAAGCAGAAGACCGACAGGCUCCUGACGCAGAUGUUGCCAGCCUCUGUGGCCCAGGCAUUGAAGACAGGAGACCCUGUGGAGCCAGAACACUUUGAACAGGUCACUAUCUACUUCAGCGACAUCGUUGGCUUCACCACCAUCUCUGCCAUGAGUGAUCCCAUUGAGGUCGUAGACCUGCUGAACGAUCUGUACACUCUGUUCGAUGCCAUCAUUGGCUCUCAUGAUGUCUACAAGGUGGAGACAAUAGGAGAUGCCUACAUGGUGGCAUCUGGCCUGCCCACGCGUAACGAGAACAGGCAUGCAGCUGAGAUCUCCAACAUGUCCCUGGACAUCCUCAGCAGCAUCGGCACGUUCAAGAUGAGGCACAUGCCAGACGUCCCCGUGCGGAUCCGGAUCGGACUGCACUCAGGUCCCUGCGUGGCCGGAGUGGUGGGUCUGACCAUGCCUCGUUACUGCCUGUUCGGAGACACCGUCAACACCGCGUCCCGCAUGGAGUCCACUGGACUGCCCUACAGAAUCCACUUAAGUCAGAAUACAGUCAGAAUUCUGAGAAGUUUGAACCUUGGCUACAAAAUAGAUCUGAGGGGGAAAACGGAGUUAAAGGGAAAAGGGAUAGAAGACACCUUCUGGCUCGUAGGACGUGAGGGAUUCAACAAGCCACUCCCGACACCUCCCGACCUCCUGCCUGGCGCCAGCAACCACGGACUGAAUCUGGAUGAAGUCCCCCCAGAGAGGAGGCAGAAGCUGCUGAAGGCCAGGAAUAUGAUAUAGCAUCCCCAGACAUCGUGACUGUGACAGUGGAAGGGAAGAGACAACGGCCAGUGGUUGGGGCAAGCCCUUCUCUCGAUCAUCACCACUCCGCUGGACACCCCACCCCCCCCCCCGCCUUCCCCUCAGUCCUAACUUUACCACACCCCCACCCCAACCUACCAGUUGUAGGAAUUAGCUCCUCUCCCAAUCCAACGACUACCGAUCUGAGCAGCCUACAUUCUGGCACACGCAGUCCUGGCUCAGGAGGGGUGGGCGUGGAUUGUUCCUGUUGCACAGGAGACAAACCGCCCUAUAAACUUUGUACAUAAUCAGUAUAUAUAGUGGAUUUCACAUAUUCCUGUGAAAUCUGUAAAUGUGGAUUUCAAAGAGGCUGAAAUACUGUGCAGGGAAGACCUCAGUGGCUGAAUUUUCUGUAUUGUUGUUGAAUUUUAUAAAGUUAAAAAGGCUCGAUGAAUAAAGAAAAUUCCGUGAAAUUGUUUAUUCACUUCCUCCAACAACUGCUCGUGGUUUGUAGUCCUUCACAGGGUCAAGGAGAGGGAUAAACGAGGUGGCAGAUGCUGGAAUCCAAAGGGAAACACACAAAAUGCUGCGUCUAUUGAAAUGGAUAAACAGUCGAUGUUUCAGGCCGAAGCCCUUCUUUGGGAUUGGAAAGGCAGGUGGAAGCUGCCAGAACAAGAAGUUGCGGGGAGGGGGAGGAGGAGGAAUACAAUCUGGCUGGUGAGAGGUGAGACCAAGUGACGGGGAAGGUGACUGGGUGGAGUAGGGGGAGGUUGCUAGGUGGAAGGGGUAAAGGAGUCUGACAGGAGAGGACAGUGGAUCAUGGUUGAGAGGAACCAGAGGGAGAUGAUAUGCAGGUGAGGAGAAGAGAAGGGGAUAAGAGGGAGGACUGUUCCCUCUAAGCUGCUGAUGUGUGUAGCCACACGGUAACAGAAAUGCUGCCAUGCACAGAGCCUUCAUUGCCACGCAGCUGAGAAAGGGAAAACUGCCAAAGGGUCUUGGCCUGAAAUGUCGAUUGUACUUUUUCCAUAGAUUCUGACUGGCUGCUGAAUUCUCCAGCAUUUUGUGAGUGUUGCUCGUAUUUCCAGCAUCUGCAGAUUUUCUCUUGUUUGUGAUUGCAAAAAUCAAAUUCAAUUCUUUCCCCGUUUGUACAUUCAGGCCAUUUUUGUUUUAACUAUCAUUUCUGUUAUUCCAUGGUAACAUAUCACUUUCAUUCUAAAUGAUCAAAAAUAUAACACAAAAUAUAAAAAUACUCCAAUGAAUUAUCAUUUUCUGUAAUCAGCAAUACUAUGCUUCCAAGCAGUUUCACUGCCUGCUUAUGGCCAUGUCUCCAUGCAACUUAAACACUUCACUCACACAAGCCACGUGGGUGAAAACAGGCUUACUUUUCACUGUUUCAAACAAACAUAUAACUCAAAGAAUUAUACAGAACUUCAGAGAAAAAUAUUUAAAAGUUUUUCUGAGAACACUAAUGUGCCAAUGCACUUAAAAUUCCAAUUAUUUUCCUGAAGAAGGGAGAUGAAGAGUGAAACACACAGGCUGUACUGUUUAAUCCUCAAUAACUUUAACAUUUGUAUGUUUUUAAAGUAAAGUUUUUAAAGUCCUUUUUUCUCAACAUGAAAUGAUAUUUACAUUAAAUAAAUUAUUUUAAGUCUUUUAAAAAUAUUGAACUGUUAUUUAUAAUUAAAUUGGACAGAUUUCAACCUUGUUGCAUAAUCACUUGGAUAAUAGAUUUUCUCACAAUGAGUUAAAAAGAAUGGCAAGAUUUUGACCCUGUUGGAAUUGCAAAUGCAACCAGUUCUGAAUUUGGAAAAGAGAAUGUUGUAUGCCUGACAAAAAAUACUCGGGUACUGAUACAAUGAAGGAGUUGCCUCUAAAAUAACACAGCAAUAUUGUGCUUUCAAAUUGUCGUUUCUGAGAAACUUUCGACAGGGUCAAUGAAGGAGUUCGCUGAUACGUUGAACUACUUGCUUAGAAAUGAAGAACCUGAAGAACUGUCAAUUCUUGUUAAUGUUAUUGGAACGUUUCAAGCUUCUAGUGCUCACUUGGAAAUGUAGAUUCAGUCUUACGAAUUUGAUCAAAUGUAAAUCCAGAAGCAGACUAGAACCCUAACCCUCACCCUAACCCUGACCCUGACCCGAACCGAGAGUGAUGUAGGAGUGAAGUUCCAGACUGAUCUUGGAGUAGGUUAAAAAGUCAACAUAAUAAUGUGGACGGAAGGGCCUCCAUCAGUCAGAGUCGACCAUGGAUAUUGUGUCCUAGCUGUCUAGAUAUGCAAGCCUGGGCAAUACAACAUGGAGAGCAAGCUGUUGCCCUUGGAGCAAGCUCCCCUCUCCACGCAACUGAGGGACCCGGGAACAGCAGAGACCGAUACAGUUUGGUAGCAGCAGCAUCACAGGAGUCAAUAUUGAACUCGACGUAGGACUGCCUUAGGGACUCCAGCCCUGGAUUUUUCCCUCAGGGUUUACUCCCGAAGUCGAACCUGUGAGUGGGCAGCCGAUGUCUGAGAUCAGGGUUUUCCUUCUGCUAGAUGAGCUGCCAACCAUGGCUGAUGAGCCCAAUCUGUCCAAAGCAACUGGUUUUAAGGCGCCAGUAACCUGCCUUUGUCCCUUUUCCUGUCAGUAGAAACAGUUCUGCUGGGCUUAGUUGCCAGCCAGGAGGCCAGUGUCUGGACUUGUUUGUCAGGGGCUAUUUGAGUCACACGCCAUUGGGAGCAUUUAAUAGAUAGUGGGAGCUUGUCCCCAUUACCACCCUUGGAUAUAACAACCUUAAGGAACUGUGUACAGUUUAGAAGGCCCUACAAGGGAGAGAGCAAAACUGCCCUACCCUUUGGAACAAGGGCAGGGCAAAUAAGGGAGCUCCCAUUGGGGGAGCUUCCUCAGUACAGUCACCAUGGCUGUGUUAGUUUUAACUUAGUUAUGGAGAAGACCAUAACAUACAAGAGCAGAAUUAAGCCAUUUGGCCUAUUUUAUCAUGCCUGAUUUAUUUUCCACCCAACCUCAUUCCCCUGCCUUCUCCCCAUAACCUUUGACACCCUUAUUAAUCAAGAACCUGUUAACUGUUGUUUUAAAUACACCCAAUGACUUGGCCUCCACAGCCACCUGUGGCAAUGAAUUCUGAAGAUUCACCACCCUCCAGCUAAAGAAAUUCCUCCUCAUCUCUGCUCUAAAGGGACACCCUUCUAUUCUGAGGCUGUGCCCACUGGUCCUAAACUCCCCCACUAUAGGAAACCUCCUCUCCACACUCACUCUAUCUGUGCCCUCUG